CAAAAUAAAAAGAAAUUUGUGGUUACUUAAAGUCCGAACAGGAGCCGCCUGAAAAAUAUCAGUUGGCAGUGCCAUAUCGACAUUGAAUUAUCGAUAAUUUCAUGCAGUGCAUCGUUUCGGUUCACCUUACCAUAUACCAUCCAUCCAUUACUCAUUAUUCGGUUCAGUUCAGCUAUUGACAACGGGGUUGAAAAAAUUUCAAGUCUUCUAGAAGUUUUGUAAUUUCUUUGAAAAUAAACAAGAACCCUUCUAUAAGAUGCCUAACAUCAAGUUGCAGUCUUCGGACGAAGAAAUCUUUGACACCGACAUCCAGAUUGCCAAGUGCUCGGGUACUAUCAAAACCAUGUUGGAGGAUUGCGGUAUGGAGGACGACGACAAUGCCGUGGUGCCAUUGCCUAACGUAAAUUCGACUAUUUUGCGUAAGGUUCUCACCUGGGCUAACUACCACAAAGACGACCCACAGCCCAGUGAGGAUGAUGAGAACAAGGAGAAACGCACCGACGACAUUUCGUCUUGGGAUGCCGAUUUUCUUAAAGUCGAUCAAGGAACACUCUUCGAAUUGAUCUUGGCUGCAAACUACUUGGAUAUUAAAGGGUUACUCGAGUUGACCUGCAAGACUGUGGCCAAUAUGAUAAAAGGAAAGACUCCCGAGGAGAUCCGCAAGACCUUUAACAUCAAAAAGGACUUCACUCCGGCAGAGGAGGAGCAGGUUCGCAAGGAAAAUGAAUGGUGUGAGGAGAAGUAAAGAGGCAACAAAUCAUGCGUUCGGGGUUUGCCGUCUGACCUCCGGCUGAGCAUGAUGUUAGUAAUUAAUUUUAAAUUUAAAAUCCAAUAUUUUUCGUAUAAUGUCCUCAUUUAUGUAUUAAAAAAGAUGAAAUUUACUUAUGCAUAACAAUAUGAAACAAAUAAUUACAAAAUGGAAAAAAACAGAAAGCAAAAAUCGGCAACAAAAUUCUAUA
Molecule: messenger RNA, 959 nt
Organism: Scaptodrosophila lebanonensis
Lineage: Eukaryota; Metazoa; Arthropoda; Insecta; Diptera; Drosophilidae
Gene: SkpA
Product: S-phase kinase-associated protein 1
Exons: 2
Coding region: 257-745 (162 amino acids)
Biological process (GO): SCF-dependent proteasomal ubiquitin-dependent protein catabolic process
Cellular component (GO): nucleus; cytoplasm
Molecular function (GO): cullin family protein binding
Source: RefSeq, a predicted model, not a curated record